This is a messenger RNA of Lactuca sativa (garden lettuce), 1182 nucleotides long. RefSeq lists its product as uncharacterized. The record is from RefSeq and is a predicted model, not a curated record. Lineage: Eukaryota; Viridiplantae; Streptophyta; Magnoliopsida; Asterales; Asteraceae.
CACAUAACAACAAUACUUGGAAGCUUCUGCUUCUUUCAUUUCCAAUUCCAACCAUGGAUCCAAUCCUCUUUCUUCUUCUUGUUGUUGUUUCUCUGUCUGCUUCACCGGUUUCUGCAGCGGUUCAGCCAACCACGUCCCACAUCACAGUCACAGGCUCAGUGUUUUGCGACGUCUGCUACAGCAACUUAUUUACAAGAUACAGCUAUUUCUUACCAGGGGCGGAUGUUCAUGUCCAAUGUAAAUUUCAAGGGAAUGCGCCAAGUACAAAAGAGCAGAUUAGUUUUUCAGUGAACAGAACAACCAACAGAUACGGUGUAUACAGAUUGGAUAUACCAUCGGUGGAGGGGGUUGAUUGUGUGGAAGGUCCGGCCAUUCAGUCACUCUGUGAAGCCACAUUAAUAAAGAGCUCCGUUCCAGGCUGCAAUGUCCCUGGGGUGUCCACAACCACCAAAGAGAUCACCGUCAAAUCAAAGUCAACUAAUGUUUGUGUUUAUAGUGUGAGUGCUCUCAGUUAUAGACCUUUUCAGAUCAACUCCACCCUUUGUGCCCUCAAUUACCAACAAAAGCUCAUCAUGUCAUCGGAUUCUUUCAACUCCUCAAAGUUUUUCCUCCCUUAUUUUCCUUGGCCUUUACCUCAAUUCCCUCCCUUCCCGCAACUGCCGCCGCUGCCUCAAUUGCCGCCGUUCCCACAACUGCCACCGCUGCCUCAAUUGCCGCCGUUCCCACAACUGCCGCCUUUUCCUUCAUUUCCACCCACUCAAUUCCCACCACAGCCACCAUCUUUGCCAUAUCCACCACCAAACUUCCCUCCGGUGUUCAAUUUAGGAGACCCAAGAACUUGGAUACCGAACAUCCCUUCACCCAAUCCACCAUCACCACAACCACCAUUCAAUCCAAGUGAUCCAAGAACCUGGAUACCACGAAACCCUUUUCUCAUUCCUCCGCCACCACCACCACCACCUGGAUUUGAUCUAAGAGAUCCAAGAACAUGGAUACCAAGUUUCCCCCCUUCUCCCAACAGCCCUCAAAACCAGCAACCCUAGUUGGUUGCUCGUAUGUACAUACAGCAAAAACUGGCUUCGUUAUUAUUAUGUAUUAUUAAUUGGUGGGUCACAUUCUUUUGUUGAAAAAACUCUGUAUUUUCUUAUCAUUUAUAAUAAUUACAACCAAUUGGGAUUAUAA